This is a messenger RNA of Adineta steineri, 3224 nucleotides long. NCBI's taxonomy places the organism in Eukaryota, Metazoa, Rotifera, Eurotatoria, Adinetida, Adinetidae. The record is from the annotation of a GenBank genome assembly.
AAACCUUACCUAUCAUACAUUUACCGAAUAAAUAUUAACUCUUCUUAUUAUAAUUCAAGAUAUAACACAUGUAUCAAACCAGCCUUAACUGAAUUAUAAUAUGCAGAAAACACUAUGUUAAUCAAUCAAUCUGAGUUAACACUAUACGAAUCAAAAAUCUAACAACUUCUUAUUCAGGUAAACUCUUUCUUAAAUUAACAACUAUCAAAACUAAUCAUCCCGACCGAACAGAUACACAGACUCCUAACUAUUAUCCACUCAUACUUAACUCCUUCCACAAACGCUUAGUCUAUAUUUCAAACAGAAUCAGAAUCGUAAUGCCAGAGUAGUGACUAUUUGAAAUGAAUUCCAAUUAAACAUAUAUCAUCCGCAAAAAACCAAAUCACGAAAACAUUGCACCUACCAGAUAAAUAGUAGUUAUAAACUCAGUUAACACAAGUCCAUCUCAUAUAAACUAAUUUCAUCUCCAACCUGUAGUAACAACGACAUCAAUUAAAAUCAAAAGGAACCCACUAAGAGAACAAACAUAUAUUCAAAUACUACUAUACAACUUCAUAUCACCAAAAACUAUUUCUAUUUCCGCAUUCAUAUACAUAUAAAUACCAUUUUAAUAAUGCAAAUAUACAUAAGAUAACGCUUGAUGAUUUUUCUUCCCUUGAAUAAGGAAGAAUUCCGGAAUGUAGUAGUUUAUUGUUUUUAACACACCCGUUGAACAAUCUACUCUUCUACUUUUAAGUUUAAAAUUAAUCUUUGAAAUUAAAAUUGGAAGUUUAUUAAUUUAGACAUUUUAAUUUAAUCUUGAAAUUGAUUUUGAAAUUAUGUAGAAUUAUACUACCUGAUGAUUUUUCUUCCCUUGAAUAAGGAAGAAUUCCGGAAUGUAGUAGUUUAUUGUUUUUAACACACCCACCCACACCCACACCCACACCCACACCCACACCCACACCCACACCCAAAUUUCAAAAGAAUUAUCAUUAACUAUACAAAAUACUAUUUCGUCUGGAUACAACAUUUAUUUCAGUUUUUGUUCUUCAGACGAAUUAAUUUGUAAACAAUUAAUGACAUAUUUAAAGAAUGAAGGUUAUGCUAUUUGUAGAAAAUCUUCAUCUUCAUCUAGGGGUGGCACUUUAACUUUACUUUAAAAGUUAAAGUUAAAGUUUGAACUUUAACUUUAAGUUUAAAGUUAAAGUAUAUUCACUUUAACACUUUACUUUAAAAAUUAAAGUUAAAGUUGAUAUUCAAAAAAAUUAUUUUUGACUGCCAUCAUAUUUAGCUAGGGAUGUAACAAUACCAAUACUACCAAUACCAAUGGUAUUGGAGUGGUAUUGGUACUGGUAGGUAUUGGCUCUUAUCUUCCGGGCAGAACAUAAUGUUUGUCGAGGCAUAUGAAAGACCACUUCUCAUAACCCUAUAAACGGCCCGACUAACACCAUGUUUUGUCCCAAGAAUAAAAGAAAAAAAGCCGGCUGAAAGCUGAUUGGUUGAUAUAUUAACCAAGAUUUAAUCGAGAUAUUUUUGUCUUAUUCUUGGGACAAAGCAUGGUGUUAGUCGGGCCGAUUAUAGGGUUAUGAGAAGUGGUCUUUCAUAUGCCUCGACAAACAUUAUGUUCUGCCCGAAAAAUAAGAGCAAACACCACUUCUAAACUCUGAUUGGUUCAUAGAUUAACCAAUCAGCUUUCAGCAGGCUUUUUUUCUUUUAUUCUUGGGACAAAACAUGGUGUUAGUCGGGCCGAUUAUAGGGUUAUGAGGGGUCGUCUUUCAUAUGCCCCAACGAGCAUUAUGUUCUGUCCGAAAAAUAAGAGCCAAUACCUACCAGUACCAAUACCACUCCAAUACCAUUGGUAUUGGUAGUACUGGUAUUGUUACAUCCCUAGAUGAUAGUAUUCGCUCUUAGAUAAUGUUUAUCAAAUAUAUUGAGUUGUCCUUUGACAAAUUCAAAAUAGUACUGUUUUAUUUUCAUUUCUUCUGACUUUGUAGUAUAUUUUAGCAAAAAAUAAACUUUUUAGUGCAAUCACGCGCAUCAUAUUGAGUGACUAAAUGAUGGCAGUCAAAAAUAAUUUUAUUGAAUAUCAACUUUAACUUUAAUUUUUAAAGUAAAGUGUUAAAGUGAAAAUACUUUAACUUUAAACUUAAAGUUAAAGUAUUUUACUUUAACUUUAAAUCUUAAAGUUAAAGUUCAACUUUAAACUUUAAGCACUUUGUUAAAGUAAAGUUAAAGUUAAAGUGACACCCCUAUCUUCAUCUUCAUCUUCAUCGAAUAUUGAGAAAUCGGAUGUAAUUCUUAUUGGUUUUUCUGAAGAUUAUUCAAAAGAUUCUCAAUGUAUAAAUGAUGUUAAUCAAGCAAAAUCACUUGGAAAGAUUCUAAUUCCAUUUGUAAUUCGAAAGAAUGAAUGGGUUUCUUCGAUUACAAUUGCAACAUUAUUCUAUGAUUUAUUCGAUCGAGAAAUCGAUUGUGAAUUUAUCGAUGAUUUUGAUUUCGAAUAUGAUCAAUUAUUAUCGAUUCUCUUACGUUAUACGAAACCUGGUGCUAUUGGUCGACCAUUUUCUCUUCCAAGAAUUAAAAGAAAAGAAGAAGAAGAGAAAGAACCAAAAGAUUAUCAAGAGAUUAUCUUUGGUAACAAAUCUGUUGCUUUGCAGAAAAUUCAACCGAAAGAAAUUGAAAGAUUACAAAAAAUUUAUCAACAAGAAUUAAAGAAAAAAAUUAUUCUCAACAAAAUUCCAACGGAUGAAAUCGAUGGAUUAGUUGCUAGUUUAACUAAAGUUGUUGAUGAUCUAAAGAAAACACUAAAAGGCGAAGAUAAUCAAUUACACACACAACGAACUUGGAUAUUCGAUGAAAAUUGUCAAGGUGCUAUCUAUGAAUUUAUGUCUUGUAUCAGACGUUGGUUAAAAAAAGCACCAAAUGUAACAAAGAAACAAUUUGCACCAUUUACACCUACUGGAGAUGUAAACGAUGCAAUAUUUUCUAUCGAUCAAUCAGUUGAGAGUGAAAAAUAUAAAAAAACUUAUGAAUUAUUUAAUUGUUUAAUAACAGAAGAUCUUAUUGCUCGAUCCAUUUCUGAUUUAGGUUCAUCGAAUAAUGAAGAACAAGCGAAUGAAUAUUUUAUGAAUUGGGUAAGAAAAACAAAACCAAUUAAUGAAAUCGAAACAGAAAUAAAAGAAAAAGAAAUUGUAUGGCAUUACAAAGAUCCUGAUCAAGCAGAUGAGAAAAUGUAUAUUUGGAAAUGA